AUGCUCUCGCUCCGGUCUCAACACGUAGGCGCUCAACUGCGCGCACGCGUGCAUCUCCGGCACGGAACCGACAACAUCGAGAAUCACGCCCCCGACUCGCCGCUCACGAGCGACUCCCCUCUCUCUGCUGACGAAAACUUGAGUCGAGACAACUUGAGUGAGGACGACGAAUUGAGUGAGGACGGCGACCUGAGUGAGGAAGACCACUUGAGUGAGGAAGAAGACAAAUUGGGUGAAGAAGACUUGAGAGGGGACCACUUGAGUGAGGAUCCGCUCCCUGGGAGUGAGGACUCGCUGACUGGGAGUGAGGACUCGCUGACUGGGAGUGAGGACGACUCGCCGCUUUUGAGCGCGGACUCAAAAGCCGCAGGUCGGCCGACCGAGUCGCGGCGGGUGCUGGGGGCGCGGCGGCCUUCCGAGACUCGACGAGUGAUAGUGGUGUCCAGUAGUAGCGAAGACGACCUGGCGGUGUGCGUAGAAAGCGAGGAAGACCGCGUCACGGGUGGGCAGAAACGCGGAGAGCCCAAGCCCGCUGGUCGGCGGUACUCUUUCAAACGGCGACGAGGUCGGGCCGUGCCCUACACCUUCACUCCCCCCGCUGAAGAGGGCGACGCGCGAUACUUAAAGGUACCAGUGGUGGGCGGCGGUGUUGAAGUUGGUCCGUCGACGAUUGCGGGUGGUGGGAGUGGGUUAUUUACGGCGCGUGCAUUCCGGAAGGGAGAGUUGGUGACAGAAUAUGUGGGCGAGAUUUUAGACCGGGCGGAGGCAGAGCGUCGGUGCAGUGUGGGUCAGUUUCAGUAUAUUGGUACGCUACAGGCGCAGCAGUAUUACAUUGAUGGGUUACGUGUCCCGGAGGCAGGACGUGGUGGUGCGAGUUUCAUCAAUCAUGCCCAACCGAAACUGGCUAACGCCGCCUGGGUCGAAGUCGCCGAUCGUCGUCUCUGCUUCCCUCGCAAAUUCGCUCGUGCCACACGCGCCCUUGCACCGGGCACGGAAGUCUUCAUCAACUACGGCAAAACCUACUGGCGUCGCAUGAAAAGAUGGCACGACUCCAUCCAGCGCCAGGGUCUCGACAACCUCAGUGACUACCAAGGCAGUGACCUCGAUGACUUCGUUUGCGACUACGACGAUUUUAUCAGCAAACCCUACCUACCUCUCACUAGCUAG
Molecule: messenger RNA, 1167 nt
Organism: Gregarina niphandrodes
Lineage: Eukaryota; Apicomplexa; Conoidasida; Eugregarinorida; Gregarinidae
Product: SET domain protein
Exons: 2
Coding region: 1-1167 (388 amino acids)
Molecular function (GO): protein binding
Source: RefSeq, a predicted model, not a curated record